Molecule: messenger RNA, 1293 nt
Organism: Budorcas taxicolor (takin)
Lineage: Eukaryota; Metazoa; Chordata; Mammalia; Artiodactyla; Bovidae
Gene: GDF2
Product: growth differentiation factor 2
Exons: 2
Coding region: 1-1293 (430 amino acids)
Biological process (GO): SMAD protein signal transduction; BMP signaling pathway
Cellular component (GO): extracellular region
Molecular function (GO): cytokine activity; growth factor activity
Source: RefSeq, a predicted model, not a curated record
AUGGGCCGUGGGGCGCUCCGGAUGGCUCUGCCUGUGCUCUCCCUGCUGGCCUGCUCCGCCCUAGGGAAGCCACUGGAGAACCGGGGGCGGCCGUCCACGGGGGGAGAUGCCCACCGCCUGCUAGGGGGGCCCGGCGGUGAGCAGGAGGGGGUCACCUUCGACCUGAGGAUGUUCCUGGAGAACAUGAAGGUGGAUUUUCUGCGCAACCUCAACCUGAGUGGGGUCCCUUCUCAGGACAGAACCCGAGCCGAGCCACCGCAGUACAUGAUCGAUCUAUACAACAGAUACACCACCGACAAGACGUCCACCCCUGCGUCAAACAUUGUGCGCAGCUUCAGCGUGGAAGAUGCUGUCUCUUUAGCCACCACGGAAGACUUCCCUUUCCAGAAGCACAUCUUGCUCUUCAAUAUCUCCAUUCCCAGGCAUGAGCAGAUCACCAGGGCCGAGCUCCGGCUGUACGUCUCCUGUCAGAGCCACGUGGACUCCUCUCACGAGCUGAAAGGAAACAUGGUCAUUUACGACGUUCUGGAUGGAGCUGAGGUCUGGGAUGCUCCUGGGGGGACCAAGACCUUCCUGGUGUCUCAGGACAUCCGGGAUGAGGGCUGGGAGACCUUUGAGGUGUCCAGUGCUGUGAAGCGGUGGGUCCGGGCAGACUCCACCAAGAGCAAAAAUAAACUGGAAGUGACAGUGGAGAGUCACAGGAAGGGCUGUGACAAGCUGGAUAUCAGCGUCCCCCCAGGGUCCAAAAACCUGCCCUUCUUUGUUGUCUUCUCCAAUGACCGCAGCAACGGGACCAAGGAGACCAGGCUGGAGCUCAGGGAGAUGAUCAGCCACGAGCAGGAGAGCGUGCUCAAGAAGCUGUCCAGGAACACUGUGGUGGAGGCAGGUGAGAACAAGGACGAGGGGCAGGAUGUGCAAGGCCACGUGCCCACGGCAUCAUCUUUGGUCAGACGGAAGAGGAGUGCUGGGGCCAACAGCCACUGUCAAAAGACCUCCCUGCGGGUGAACUUCGAGGACAUCGGCUGGGACAGCUGGAUCAUUGCGCCCAAGGAGUAUGAUGCCUUUGAAUGUAAAGGUGGCUGCUUCUUCCCCCUGGCUGACGAUGUGACCCCAACGAAACAUGCCAUCGUGAAGACCCUGGUGCAUCUCAAGUUCCCCAUGAAGGUGGGCAAGGCCUGCUGUGUGCCCACCAAGCUGAGCCCCAUCUCCAUCCUCUACAAGGAUGACAUGGGGGUCCCCACCCUCAAAUACCACUAUGAAGGGAUGAGUGUGGCAGAGUGUGGGUGUAGGUAG